AUGUCUGUGGAUGACUGCAAUCAGUGUGGAGCGGGUCAAGAAGAGGAUGCCGGCGAAAGGAAGCACCUGGAUGGUAAGCCAAACGACAUGAUUUACUCAGUAGACGAAGUUCCACCAUGGUAUUUGUGCAUACCACUAGGUCUGCAGCACUACAUGACGGCCUUCAGCAGUACAUUAUCUAUUCCUUUGCUACUUGCGCCACAUUUCUGCAUGGCGCAGGAUCACUUAGGCAUAAGUCAACUGAUCAGCACGAUCUUCUUUGUUUCCGGUCUGUGUACGCUCAUACAAACCACAAUUGGCUGCAGGCUUCCUAUCAUGCAGGGUGGAUCGUUCUCUUUCCUCGUACCAUCUAUCGCCAUCCUGUCUCUAUCAAAAUGGUGCUGCCCAUUCACCCAUAAAGAUCGAUGCAAUAUGAACGAAACCGAUAUACCGGAUGUCGCAAGCGAUGACCACCGCGUAAUGUGGAAAUCCAGAAUAGCGGAGAUCCAGGGAGCCAUUCUGGUUUCAGCGUUGUUCCAAGUGGUCAUCGGUUUCAGCGGCCUCAUGGGGUUUGUUCUCCGGUUUAUCGGACCGCUUGCCAUUGUUCCGACCAUCGCACUGAUUGGUCUAUCAUUGUUCGGAGCGGCAGCCAAUCAGGCAGCAGGUUUCUGGUGGAUUGCGAUUUUAACAAUUGCAUUCAUUUCUCUGUUUUCACAAUACCUACGCGAUGUACUGUUUCCAAUACCUGCAUUCCGAAAUGGUCAAGGCUGUGGUGUCAAACGUAUCGCUUUGCUAAAGCUAUUCCCAGUGUUACUAGGUAUGUGUCUAUCCUGGCUAGUCUGUUACAUCCUGACUGUGUCCGGAGCCUUGACCUCUGACCCUAAAGGCUGGGGUUACCAAGCCAGGACAGACUCGCGGAUUGUCGUCCUGAACAAUGCCCCCUGGUUCCGGUUCCCAUAUCCAGGCCAGUGGGGAACCCCCACAGUGAGCGUCUCGAGUGUUUUUGCCAUUUUAGCCGGAGUUCUGGCUUCGAUGGUGGAGUCCGUGGGAGAUUACUACGCCUGUGCACGGUUAAGUGGUGCCCCUCCGCCACCUGAUCACGCUGUUAACAGAGGUAUAGGUAUUGAGGGUGUGGGGUGUAUCUUGGCAGGAGCGUGGGGGUCGGGGAAUGGGACCACUUCAUAUACACAAAACAUCGGGGCUAUAGGAAUCACCAAGGUGGGCAGCCGCAGGGUGGUGCAGGUCGGUGGGUUAAUCAUGAUCGUCCUGGGAUGUCUGGGCAAAUUCGGCGCCCUCUUCGUCACCUUACCCACCCCAGUAGUAGGAGGAAUGUUUAUGGUCAUGUUUGGAAUGGUGACAGCGGUGGGACUUUCAAACCUCCAAUUUGUGGACCUGAAUUCUUCCAGGAAUCUUUUCAUUCUUGGGUUUUCUAUAUUUUUUGGCUUGAGUUUACCGAAUUGGUUGAGUAGCAAUCGGGACGCUAUCAAGACAGGUAGUGAUGUCGCGGAUCAGAUUCUCACAGUAUUAUGCAGCACGAAUAUGUUUGUCGGGGGCUUUUGUGGAUUUGUCCUGGAUAACACGGUUCCAGGUACGGAGGAGGAGAGAGGGAUCAGAAAGUGGCGGCAGGCGCUUCUGUCAGCCAGUGAUGUUGCCUCCGGGAAAGCAGUGGACUAUAGUGCUUAUGAUUUCCCGCUUGUUCAGAAAUAUCUCAAUAGGUGGCGAUGGACGAGUUAUGUCCCCUUUUGUCCAAGUUUUAGGGGAUGUGGAAUGUGUUUUCCCUGUUGUGCUAAAGAGGGUUCAUUUGACUCGCCGGAAACUGAUGAAAACGGGUACGUGAACGAGGCAGCGACGAUGGAAGACGAAGACAGCAUGGAGAGUUUAAAUGACAUAAUGGCCGACCCGGAAGCUGCAGAGUUUUUGGCCUACAAGAAUACCAGCGCGCUCUGUGACGACCUCCAAUUCAUGGGUGGUAUGUCUGACAUGUGCGAUGUAAAGUUUCUCGUCGGCCGUGAUAGAGUGCCCGUAUACGGGGUGAAGGUCAUACUUACAACAAGAUGCAGGGCUUUUUACAAUCUGAUCUUGGCCGAGGAGAAAAAAAUUACUGAACUGAAACCGACUCCGAAAAAGAGAAGUAACAAACUGCUGAAUUUUCUAAGAAAGCGAAAGACCGGCAAAGGAUUCAAGACAACCAAUGGUCACGGCAGCCUGCCGCCGGCGGGACCCCUGACCAUCGAGGUGCCUGAUUUUGAGCCCAGUAUCUUUAACCGUAUUGUUCUCUUCCUCCAGAGCGGAACUGUCAGUGUCGACAUCUCCAAUGUUAUCGGUGUCAUGAACGCUGCAGACACUUACGGCGUGGACGACCUCAGAAUAGCCUGUUUCCAGUUUGCCCGUAGCUUCAUCAACGUUCAGUCUGUCCUGCCUCUAUACAUGACAACGCUACAACAGACUCACUUCAAAUGCACAAAAGAUGUCUUGAGCGAGAUAUUCGCCUUCCUGGACAGAUACGCAGAAGAUGUCUUUAAAGUUCAAGAGUUUGCAAACCUUCCAAAAGACGUUGCCUUGUCACUUUUGGCCAGACCGAUCGCACGUGCCUCAGCAGAAACGAAAUGGGACGCCGCCUUGAAGUGGAGCAAACGACACUGCAACGGUGAUCUGGUAGUGAUGAGAGACGUACUGAAAUCUUUCACGCCCAACAUCAAUCUUUUGGAGAUUCCACUGUCGAAACUUCUGGAAGAGGUUACUCCAAUCUGCUCCCAUCAGGCUGGAGAUGCUAAAACGUUGGCACAAGACUCCGCCGAAGCCCUUAUGGAAUCCCGCAGUCGGCCAGUGUCAAGUGGACUUUCAUUCAGGAAAUCGUCUAUGUCUUCUGUUUGCUCCGACUCGGCUUCAUCCACGGAUAGUGGCUACACAUCGUGUAAAGAGAGCUGUAUGCUGUGA
Molecule: messenger RNA, 2916 nt
Organism: Liolophura sinensis
Lineage: Eukaryota; Metazoa; Mollusca; Polyplacophora; Chitonida; Chitonidae
Product: solute carrier family 23 member 1-like
Exons: 18
Coding region: 1-2916 (971 amino acids)
Biological process (GO): transmembrane transport
Cellular component (GO): membrane
Molecular function (GO): transmembrane transporter activity; protein binding
Source: RefSeq, a predicted model, not a curated record